Morchella sextelata is the source of this 657-nucleotide messenger RNA. RefSeq lists its product as uncharacterized. The transcript has a single exon. The coding region runs from base 1 to 657 and encodes 218 amino acids. The record is from RefSeq and is a predicted model, not a curated record. Lineage: Eukaryota; Fungi; Ascomycota; Pezizomycetes; Pezizales; Morchellaceae.
AUGGAAGUCACCUGGGGCGAAGCCGAGCGAACCCGCAUCAAAGCCGACAUCGAGCGCGCCGUCGCCAACCCCGCCGUUGCCCUCCCUGGCACCGACCCCCUCUACAUCGCGCGCCUUCUCCGCGACUGUGGGCACAUGCUCACGCGGACCGACGACAUCGCCAGCCAACUCCACGACACAUCCCAAUGCCACGGACUGCGCUCAAAGGGGGCCUCCCGACCUCCCAAGGUCGUCCCCAUCGAGCAGAACGGCACCAUCAUCCAAAACCUGCACUACAUCCGAGUCUGCAUGGGCGUGAUCUUUGCGCGCGACCUGCACAAGCUCUCCAAUCUGCGGGUGGUGCUGGUGGAGCUGGAGGUGAUCAUACCGGCGCUGAGGGGCAUCUACCAGCAGUGGGCGCAGGUGCUGAGGGCGCAUGAGGAUCGCAUUCAGGGGGAUUAUGACGACUUUGCGGAGUGGGUGACGAUGGCGGCGAAUAAGAUGGGGUGUGUGGUGAGCCUGUACAUCUAUGGGAAUAGGGAGGAUAAUGUGUCUGCCAUUGGGGUGAGACGUCCGGGUGCGGAUUAUGAGGUUAGUCGGAUGUUCGGAUUGUUGAUGUUUUUGUUCUUCGUUAAUCUGGUGAAUAGGAAUACUGAAGCACUCCCGAUGGUUACUUGA